GCUCUCCCAGCAUCCUUUGCUUUCCGGCUAUGCUCAGUCCUGUCCGGCCAGUCCCGCCUUGCGCGCCCAUUUCGAGCCCGAGUUUCAAGCUCGACUUUGCAGGCUCGAGAACCCGGAACAGAUUUUCCAGGACUGGGUUCUUGGGCAGUGGUUAUGGGGGCAGGAAUGGCGCAGCUCGAGGGUUACUACUUCUCGGCUGCCCUGAGCUGUACCUUUUUAGUGUCCUGUCUCCUCUUCUCCGCCUUCAGCCGGGCGCUGCGAGAGCCCUACAUGGACGAGAUCUUCCACCUGCCGCAGGCGCAGCGCUACUGUGAGGGCCAUUUCUCCCUCUCGCAGUGGGAUCCCAUGAUUACUACAUUACCUGGCUUAUACCUGCUGUCAGUUGGAGUGGUCAAACCUGCCAGUUGGAUCUUUGGAUGGUCUGAACAUGUUGUGUGCUCCAUUGGAAUGCUCAGAUUUGUUAAUCUUCUCUUCAGUGUAGGCAACUUUUAUUUACUAUAUUUGCUUUUCCGCAAGGUACAACCCAGACACAAGGCUGCCUCAAGUAUCCAGAGAAUCUUGUCAACAUUAACAUUAGCAGUAUUUCCCACACUCUAUUUUUUUAACUUCCUUUAUUAUACAGAAGCAGGAUCCAUGUUUUUUACUCUUUUUGCCUACUUGAUGUGUCUUUAUGGAAAUCAUAAAACUUCAGCUUUGCUUGGAUUUUGUGGCUUCAUGUUUCGUCAAACUAAUAUCAUCUGGGCUGUCUUCUGCGCAGGAAAUGUCAUUGCACAAAAAUUAACAGAAGCUUGGAAAACUGAGCUACAAAAGAAGAAGGAAGAGAGACUUCCCCCUAUUAAAGGACCAUUUUCAGAAUUCAGGAAAAUUCUUCAGUUUCUUUUGGCUUAUUCCAUGUCCUUUAAGAACUUGAGUGUGCUUUUCCUUUUGACUUGGCCGUACAUCCUUCUGGUGUUUCUGUUUUGUGUUUUUGUAGUUGUUAAUGGUGGAAUUGUUAUUGGCGAUCGAAGUAGUCAUGAAGCCUGUCUACAUUUUCCUCAACUCUUCUACUUUUUCUCUUUUACUCUCUUUUUUUCCUUUCCUCACCUAUUGUCUCCUGGCAAAAUUAGAGCUUUUCUUUCCUUAGUUUGGAAACGUAGAAUUCAGUUUUUUAUGAUCACCUUAGUCUCUCUGUUUUUAGUUUGGAAAUUCACUUAUGCUCAUAAAUACUUGCUAGCAGAUAAUAGACAUUAUACAUUCUAUGUAUGGAAAAGAGUUUUUCAAAGAUAUGAAAUUAUGAAAUACUUGUUAGUUCCAGUAUAUAUAUUUGCUGGUUGGAGUAUAGCUGACUCCUUGAAAUCUAAGUCAAUUUUCUGGAAUUUAAUGUUUUUCAUAUGCUUGUUUACUGUUACAGUACCUCAGAAACUGCUAGAAUUUCGUUAUUUCAUUUUACCUUAUGUUAUUUAUAGGCUUAACAUACCUCUACCACCUAUAUCUAGACUUGUUUGUGAACUAGGAUGCUAUGCAGUUGUUAAUUUCCUAACUUUUUAUGUCUUCCUGAACAAGACUUUUCAGUGGCCAGAUAGUCAGGACAUUCAGAGAUUUAUGUGGUAAUGUCAGAGAUAUCUUGAGUUCUAAAAAUAGACUUAUAUAGACUAUCUCCACAAUGAACAAUUGAAGAGGUAAAAAUUACGGACUUUGUUUUAGGCACAGUGGUGAUCCACAGAUCACAUCAGAUUUUUUGUGUUUUAAACAUACAUAAUAAAUCCAAGGAACUGAUAAAGAACUGAGAAAAGUUUAAGACUUGCUCCAUAAGCCUGAAUAGUGGAAAAUGAAAUUGUUUACAGUUAUUUCAUGAUAUCUUUUUGAUACUGCUGACCACUCAAAAAGCUUGAAAACAUUUUACAGGUAGAAGUUUAAGAAAACUGAGCUUUGUAGUACUGAAACUUUUAUUUAUGAAUUCUCUUCAGAAAGCAAUAGCAGACAAGUAUUUGAAACAUGUUGACAAAUGAUCAGGUAAUGUUCUUGAUUAAAAUAUUUCAGUGAUUAUAAUUUGAAUCAUAAGGCAAAAUAGACUCAGAUAGUAAAUGUUAUAAAUUAGAGGCUUAUCUAUGUUUAUCUUGGAAUUAAGUUGUUAAUUUUUGUUAAAAAUCUAGAAAUGAUCAAGCCCUUUCACUAAUUCUUUUUUUUUAAAAAAUAUAUUUAUUUAUUUAAGUAAUCUUCAUACCUGAUGUGGGGCUCAAACUCACGACCCCAAGAUCAAGUCACAUGCUCUACUGACUAAGCCAGCCAGGUGUCCCCCUUUCACUGAUUAUUAAUAUGAAAUAUAUGAUGGCCAAAGAUAAAUUGUGUUGAUGAUAAUACCUUUUAAAAGGGAUUUUCGUUCAGAGAUACAUUAGUGUAUUCAUUUCUUCUGGUUGCUGUAACAGAUAACCACAAACUUGGUAGCUAUAAAAAUAUCUAAUUUCUAAAAUUAAGGUGUGGCCAGGUUGAUUUUUUCUAGAGGCUCUGGAAGAGAAUCUGUUCCAUGCUUCUAGCUUUUGGUGACUGUCUGCAGUCUUUGAUUUACAGCUGUGUCACUCCAAUCUCUGCCUCUGUCUUCACAUGGUCCUCUCUCUCUUAUAAGGACAAUGUCAUUGGGUUAGGGUUUACCUUAAUCCAGGAUGGUCUUAUGCCAAGACCUUUACUUAAAUCUACAAUGACCCUUUUUCAAAAGUAAGGGCACAUUUACAGGUUCCGUGUAGACAUCUUUUUGUGGGAUACUUUUCACCCACUGAAGUUACCAAAGGAUAUUUUAGGAUAAACCUCAUAAAAUUUGUAGGAAAUAAUUUCUUUCUUUGCUGAGAUAUUUUAAAUAAAAUUACGUCUUCACUAAGAGCUGAUUCCAAGGUUACAGAAUUACAAAAGUAAGGGUAAUUUGGUAUUUGAUUCCAUUAUCCAAAAUAGAAGUGAAAGGAAGUUUAGAGAUCCAUUCAUUGAGCUAGUCUUAUUUUGUAGAUUAGGAAGCAACUGUUCAGAUAGGAAUUUUAUAUGAGUCUUUAAAUUCUGUGUCUACUGUUUCAUGUGAAUUCACUUGGUUGUCAUUCCUUUACAGAAAAGUAGUACUUGGACAUGUUUACUUUGACAUGCAAACUUAGAACUGUGAACAGAAUUUAUCUUUUAAUAUCAUUUUACAUUUGUAAACUUUUAAAUAACUGUGAACAAAUUACUUUAUCUUCAAUGUUAGAUUAUGGUUUCUCUGGGUUUUAAACAAUGGGUGGAUUUGGAAAAGAUUCUGCAUUUGCAAAUAUAAAAUUGUGUAGGUGAAAAUUACAGGUAUAAUCUUUAGUAAUAAGUAUAGGGCAGUCUUGUAUUCUGUUCAGUACUUAGAAAGUAUAUUGAUUUUCUAGUUGUAACAGUGAUUGUUGAGAGAUGUUUUUAACAACUCAUUUUUUUUUGAUAAUUAGAUAAGAAAACACGAAUUAUUAUCUUAUAAUGGAGAUCUGAGUUCCAGGAAGUCAAAAUAAACAACUUUCUUAUCUGAUACUAUUAACGCAAGGCUUUUGUGACUCGGAAUAUUGUUGAGAUGAAAAAACUUCCCCUCUAACCCAGUCUGGCAACAUGAGGAAACCAUUCUACUCCAUAUUGGGGGAAUCACUGUUCCAGUUCAUUUGUAAGUGUUGAAUUCCUGCUAUUUUAAGAGAUUUUUUUGGAGGAAAUCCACACUCAGAGGGAAACAGGGUAAUCUUCCAUGUUUUCCAUACAGUAUAUAAAAUACAGUACUUAAUACUUUAGAAAAGAAUACUGUGAAUUAAAAGGUGCUAUGGAGCAUAGCUUUUAGAAACAUCGUAGGUUGCAUUUGUGUUUUGAAGAUUUUUCAAGAAUUAUUGGAUAUGUAUUUUGACAUUUUUUGAAAAUUGAAUUUCUUGAUUAAAAGGUAAUUAUUGAAAAAAAAAGUAUUGAUAAGCUGGAUAGCCUGUGGAGCCUUGUGAUUAUUGUUAAAGUCUUUAAGUAGGAUUAUUUUAAAGAAUGUCCUAAAAAGAUUUAGUGCAUAAAUUUUCUAAGCCUUAUAAUAAAUCUUUUUGAACUGUUUUUAGCUUACAUGAAAUUCCAUAGAUACAGAGUAUUCCCUUUACAUGGUGUUAGUAAGCAGUGUGCUCUAUGUUUCCUCACACACUAUUUGUGUUUUCUUUUGUUAGAUAUCUGGAAAUCUUUUUAAUGUGUCCAACUAUGUUUUUAAAUUAUUUGGAAGUACAGUGUUCCUGAGUUUAAAUAUAGAAUGUCAUUUUGUCAUAAGACAAAUUAUGUUAGCUGUCUGGCCUCUUCCUCUUCUUAAAGUUAUUUCUGGAAUGUGCUUAGUCUGUCAUGAAGUACAUUAAUGUAAGUAGCUUAAUGCAGUUUAUUUCUAAUAGAUAAAUAGCUUAAUGUAGUGUACUUCUUGUUUGAAUUUAACUGUCACUGUUCUUGAUAUUUUUUUUCUUCAUAAUCAUAUGAAGAUAGGAGAGGAGAAGAAAAGAGAUCCUUAUUUUUAUUAUACUACCUAAAUAGUGGACAGUUAUUUUAGAUAAACAUUUAAGUGAAAUGUGGAAAUAGAAAAAUGAAUUCGCAUUGAUCAGGUUAGAGAGCAUUUAUUAUCUUUGAGGCAAUUAGAAUUUCCUUUAGUGAAACAAGAAAAAUAUCUGGCAAGUAAUAUGAGAAAGCUUUUUCAAAUGGAAAUUUAAAUAUGACAUAGAAACCAUGGGCUUGUAGAAAAAGCAUUUAACAUGAAAGUUAGGAUUUCUGUAUUUGUGACUUUGGAUUCAAUAAAGCAAGUGGUUUUAAGCAUUUGACCUCAUUUCAAGUGGAAACAGCAUUUGUCCUAACUCUAGUUAUUCUAGCCUGUCAUGUGUCUAGCCUAAUUUCAAACUAAUUCAACCUCCACCGUAUAUCCAUAAAGUUCAUAAAUGUAUAGUAAAUGUGAAGUGUAUACUGAAUGAAGUUUUUAGUAUAGAAUGAAGUGAAUGUCCUAGAAAAGAUAUACUAUAUAACCAUAAGCCAACCUUAGGAAAUAAAUCACAUGCUUCAUAAUGAAAACCGUCCUAAACUUUUUUCUGCCUAAAUUUUCUGCCUUAUUUAAAAUUUUUUUUAUUUACUAUACUGUUUAAUACUUAUAUUAUGUAUCUAUUUGUAAAUAUGUUAUGUUAUAAUAGGAUGUGGUUUCAAAAUUAUUGCUGUUUUAUUUAAAAUAAGUAACUCUCAACCAUUAAAAUAUAAUAGCAGUAAAACUUCUGAUGCUUAUUAAACUCUUAAGGGAAAAGAGAUUUCAACCAAUUACGAAUAAUUUGUGUUAUUUUAGUUAGGCUGCAUUUUACUACUUUAGGAAUAAAUGUUAUUUUUUAUUUAGGGCACUUUUUUAUGAUUUAAAUGUUGACAAUUAGACAAAUAUUUGCAAUAUAUUAAAACUUGUAUUAUAAGAAAGAAAGAAGAAAGAAAAUUAUAAUAAAAGUAGAUAGAUGAUAUAUUUUUUAACACAUAUCCAUGAACCCAAUACUAAAUUCUUUAACAUUUAAAAAUUAUUUCUAGAGUAAGAAAUGUUGCCACAGUGAGAAAUCUAAUAAUACUGUUACAUUUUGCUUAUAAAAAAUGGGCAUUUGAUGAAUUUAAUGUUAAUUUGAGCCCAGUACAUCACCAUCAGGCAAAAAGAAAUAUGAUAUUUUCCUGAGGAGAUAAAUAUUAAGCAUUAUAUUGAUUUUUUGCACACUGACUGAAACUUUUCUGAUGAUUCAGUUCAGCUGAACUGUGUUGGGGGUGGGAAGGCACGUACAAAAUAAGAGAGGGAGGAAAAGUAAUGGUAACUAACAAUUGCUGUCAUUUAUUGAGCACCUACAGUGUUCAGGACAUUACGUGGACUGAUUUAUAAAUAUCGUCUCAUUUGAUCCUCAUAUUUGUAUGGGGCAGAUACUGAUUUCUCUUUAACCGCUGGAGAAGCUAAAAUCAUGCAGACCAGGCAAGUCGCCCAAAGUCCGCAUUGUCACUGAAGAACAUUAAUUGGCCUUACUCCCCAACCUGUGAGUUUUUAAUUGAUACUCUGCCUCACUGUGAAAGUUUUUCAUUAAGAGAAGUAAAAUAUGGAGAGCUGGUCAUCUGUCUUUACUGUGCAUUAACCAGAACAUUCAUGGCAUAUUAUUGUUUGUGUUGGAUUUUGUAUUGUAAUAGUCAUUUUUUAAAAUGCUAGCAGCUGUUUAAAAGAGCAUGAACAGAUAGUUAUGUUGUAAGAGAAAUGGCUAAAAGAUUAGAGACAAUGUUUAACUUGGAGAAUUAGAGAUCCUACAACUUGAUAGGCUUUCAUAAUUGAAGAAUAAUUAUUUGGAAGAAGGAUUGGACUAGUCUUCAUUCCCUGAAGUGUAUAUCAAGGGCCAACAGAUUUCAACUGAUAAAAAAAAUGUACAUUUUCUGUUUAGUCUCCGUGGGGAAUGGAUCCAGAAAAAAGUAAGUUUCCCCUCUCAUUGGAGGCAAGAUUUCUAUUUAUCAGGAAUGCUUCAGAAGUGAUUGAGAUAGUAAGUAGAGUAAAAUGUUUUUAAGAUGCUUCAUAACCCGGUGAUUUGAAAUUCAUGUUUGUUACAACUGACCUUUUUUUCAUGAACUGAUAAGUCGUGGUGAAGUAUUUCUGGUGACUUGCAUGCUGUCUCUAAUAUAUUUUAAAUUUCUGAACAAAAAUUGUACUUCUAAUUCUGUUACCUUGUCUUAGAAAUAAAUUUGAGAUACACAAUUUAGUAGAGGUAUUUUUAUCUGUAAUGUUUAAGAGUACUGCUAAUAUAGUAUUAAAUUUGUUUUCUAUUUUUUUAAAUCCCCUUUACAUUCGUGAAGAGAAUGUGCUUCUAUUUGAAAAGGAUGUUCCUCUUAAUGAUAAAUAGGGCAAGCACUAUCUAUAAAAUGUUUUUAAAUGCAGUAUCCACUAGGUGGUGAUAUUGUACUACAUUUCUGAGUGUUCUAGUAAUUAAACUUUCUUAAUAGUCUGAA
Messenger RNA from Felis catus (domestic cat), 6954 nucleotides. RefSeq names its product ALG10 alpha-1,2-glucosyltransferase (gene ALG10). Gene Ontology annotation, biological process: dolichol-linked oligosaccharide biosynthetic process; protein N-linked glycosylation. Bases 154 to 1590 code for a protein of 478 amino acids. The transcript has 3 exons. The record is from RefSeq and is a predicted model, not a curated record. Lineage: Eukaryota; Metazoa; Chordata; Mammalia; Carnivora; Felidae. Gene Ontology annotation, molecular function: dolichyl pyrophosphate Glc2Man9GlcNAc2 alpha-1,2-glucosyltransferase activity. Gene Ontology annotation, cellular component: endoplasmic reticulum.